UAUUGGGACAGAAAGGGUGGAGACUACUACUCUUCAGUUCUCCACUGUAUUCAAGACAACAUGCUAUAUGCCCAGAGGAAACAAACUAUAACAUGAAACUUUUUGAAAAUAUAUUUUAAUUAUUUCAAAUAUAUUUGUCUAAUGACAAUUAAUGUAAGUUGUUUUGAAAUUUUGUUCACUCCUUGUUUUACCAAACUUUUGCCAUUUGGGCUGUGUGAUCCUUCAGUGCAGCCCCUUUGUAGCAAAAACAGCAGGACAUGUACCUGUGCUUUGAAACACAUCAAACCAGUGGCUUUCUGGGGGUAUUGAUAUGAAAUACAACCUGACUGGUCUCCCUUUCCUCUUGAUGCCCUGACUAUAAUUUAUGCUGUAAAAUUGUGAUGAUUUAUCUUGUAAAAUUUGAGAUUAUUUUUUAUACAGUUUUUAUACAGUUUGUUCAAACCUCUAAGGUACAUAGGCACUUCUGACCUGCCUUUGAUAUUUUAGAGGCACUAUCUUUUGCUACUAAGCAAUAAAAAAUACCAAAAAUAAUUCAAUUUAUGUGCUUAUUAUUAUCCUAGGAAACAGUAGCUCUGGGCAUGACACAAACUGCUGCUUUAUUUGAAUACAGCAAUAGUCCAGAAAAUUUACAGUAAAAUAUGCAGUGCAAGACAAUGGGAAGAUACAUGAAGAUACACAAAGACAAAGCAGUACAAUAAUACUGUGUCAUCACCAGCCCAAGCCAGACCCUUGGUGACUGUUAGCAGAUGUUCUCACCGUUCAGUGAGGCGGCUGCAAAGUUGUACAUCUUCUGAGCACUAACAUAGAAACAGGGUAGUAGUAAAGUCCAUUGUUAGUAGUCAGCAGUGAAACUGGAUUGCCUCAUCAGGAAAUGCCACUCGUAAGAGUUACAGAAUGAUAAUAUAACCUCAGUUCCAAAGAUUUACUAGGAAUGAAGAAACACGGAAAGAGGCUGUCUUUAAUCUCUUCAAAAACUGUAGCACAGACUUGCACAAGUCAGUGGUGUUACUUACCAUCUUUGGCCUGGUCCUUUAUGUGCUGCUGGUACUUUACAAGACAUCCACAUCUAUAGCAGCUGCUCCUCCUGUUAAAACCUUGUUCCAUUUUACAACCACUUUGAGUGGAUUUUGUCAAUCCAUGAGUGGGACAAGGCUCAAGGAAGCUGUGUCAAGGAGAUGCUUCAGUAGAUGGCACUCUCCCUCUGAAGGAGAAUGAGCAAAUACCUCAGCCAAGGAAUUUGAUGCAAUGAGAACAACUUCCUUUAUACCCUACAAAAUUACAAUGAAUGCAAAUGAAGCUCUGCCUAGCUUUGCAAUGAAGUAACCUCUGGCAGAUCUUCACAAAUCAAUCUAUCAAGUCCUCACAUCUGACUUCCUACCUGCUUAAAUGACUGUAGUCCAUUACUGUUCAUCUGAAUUCCUCCUGAAAUUGUAAUGGUGAAUAUAUACAUACAUACACACAUGUACACAAGUGUAUAUAUUUGUUAUAUGUAUUAUAUAUAUAUAUAUAUAUACAAAUAUACAAAAGAGCUCAGUAGUAUUGUAAAUUGCACACAUUAGACUCAGGCUCUGCAGUUGUUCUGCUUCCCCAAUCAUCUUUUUCAAAUUCAUUCUUUUAUUCUACUCUUUUGUUAAUGGUAGAUCCAGUUUGAGGACUUAAGUCCUAUGGUUUGUUGAUUGUUUUCUGUUGGUAUUUCAUAGUCACAAAAUUUCAUAGAUCUGGAAAUUGUUCAAACCAGUUUACAGAGCAGUUGCACUGAAUUAGUACAAGUGAGGAGGCCUUAACUGCAGGUAUGGGAACAAUAAAGACCUGCUAGGCAUUAGGGGAGCUAUAACCUUUAAAAUCACAUCUGUUCCUAACCAAGCAGUAAUGCACAGCCAUCAUACAGCUUUCUAAACUGUACAGUGAUUUCCUCACUCUUGAACAGGAAGGAGAGAGAAGAGAGUGAAAGAAAUGUGUAUAAGACAAAGUUGCAAUAAAAAAUGUCAUGGGAUAAAUUUAUAAAAUGUAAAUUUAAUUAUUUAAAUAUUUUAGAUUUUUGGAUUCUUGAGUAAUGUGAAAUUCCAUUUACUGCUGUUUAAGCAUAUAAAUAUCUGUUUUCUCACUUGACUGGCUCACAAGUCAAAUAAGACUACAUAAGUUUUCAAUCACUGCCUCUCCUCUCCCCAAAAAUCCUUUUUCCAUUUAUUAAAAUCAUAGUGAUAACAGUAUUUAUAAAAUCCAAAACCUGGAGCUAUAAUUUUGCUACCAUAUCUCAGAUAAAGCUGACCUGUUUUUUCCAAUAUUCGUGUCAGAGCCUGAGGGUGUUUUGUGUCCUAUUAGUAUGAAGAGGUCUAGGUAAUAUAUGAAAGAGGAGUAUAGAGCGUAUUUGUAUACAUCUCUCCAGUGCCAGUGAACUUUUGGGCAACCAAAAGUUGUGCACCAUUGCAAAUUAGAUUAAGGAAUUUCUGUUACAAGAAGUGGUUCAAGCAGUGGCAUGCUGCAUGAGCGAAAUAGCAGAUGAACAAAUGUAUUUUUGAGAUUUUCUGUUCUUGAUUCAAAACAAAACAAACCCACUGUGAGUGUCAGAUGCUAAAGGGACUGUACUCAAAAGUAAUAUUUUCUGUAAUUUGUAGACAAGCUACACAGCAGAUAAAAUGCUGGACCAGUGGAAGCUCUCUAGUGAAAGUACCAUUUAACUACAGCAUUCAUCUAUUAUUUGGCAAAUAGAUUUAAACUUCCAAAUGCAAUUUACACAGAAUUCCAAAUAGCCUUCAUACAAUAAUGUUACUGCUUGGAAGUCUCUUUUGCACACACCUGAAUGGAAAUGGUUUGGAGAGGCUUUUUUAACACUUUGCAAAGGAACUGACUUUUCUUUUCCUUGGAGAAAAAAAAUGAUGAUGUUGAGUGUGGGAUGCUUAGUAUUUGAAACAUGUUCUGUAAAAGAAUUAAAUCAAAAUGGUUUAGCACUAUUAGAGUACUACUAUAUCUUCUCCUUCUGCAGACUUGAGGUGACAUUUUAUUCAGUCAGAAAAGGAAACAUAUUAAGGUAAUGAAACUAAUCAAAAACAUUGCAUUUAUAACCUUUACCUUUACAGCAGCUAUUGUGAAUUCAGAGUAUGUUUGAAGACCCACAAACCAGCCUUCUACACUAUCUUUCAAGUAGUGGUUUCAAACCAAAGAACAAUUUCCUGACUGAAUCAUCAAACUAGGUAUCGGGACACCUGAGUAUUAUGCCUUCAGGCAAGUUAUACACUAAUUUUCAGGUGUUAUGCACUUCUUUAAAACAGAAUUGCAAGAGCUCAGCACCUCUGAAAUUUGUUUUUAAACGAUUUUGGGAGUAUCUUCCUUACAGAUAUAUUGAAAAGCUGUUUUAGUGUUUGUAAUACAUUUUGAAAUGCUUAGUAAGAACGUGUUGCAGAAAUGCAAUCAUUACUAAAAAAUGUUUCAUUGAAACAGUCCUGUUUUUUUCUCAUCUCAGUGCAGUACAGUUCAAACUACCUUUAAAAUGUCUCCCAAUUAAACUUUACUAUUCAUUAUACAGAACAGAGUAAGAGGUAGAAGGAGCAUGCAAUGGAUUCCCGGGGAUCUGCUUUUAGAUGAAGGCUGAAGACUGGAAGAUCGUAAGCAAAAGGUGAAGAGCAAGCAGUGGCAGAAGUAGGACCUGAUGAUCACAUGGGUUCCCCCUGCUUGAAAAGAUCCCUACUGAAAGGAUCCAGAAGACAUAGUGAGAAAAUAGAAAUAUUAGCCUUGCUUUUGAUAAUAUUAAGAAGUGAAACAGAGGUCAGAACUCAGUAGGCUUGCAGAACUGAUCAAGGAAGUAGCCAGAAAAAUCAAAGUCCUGAUUCUUUGUAAUGGAUUGCAUUAUGUAUUAGAGGCCUCAUACCUUUUGGUUUACUGGUGUAGUUGACAUGUGAUACUUGUGUUUAGGAAAAGUACAUCGUGUAAUUAAGAGAAGAAAUAGCAGUAGCUGGACAGACCAGUGAGAUUUGGGUGAGCCUGUUCAUGAGUGCUUGGAGAUGGAUGCAAAACAAAAAGUUGAUUUUCCAACAUGAUUUAUUUAGAAACAAAAAAUCUAUUAAAGGCUAAUACUUACCAAUAAAUGUAUCAAAUGCAAAAGUUAGAAUAAAUCUAUCAAAUCCAUGAAUAAGAAGUUUAUAAAAGUGAUCAACACUCAGAAGACCAGUACCUACAGGAUCCUUAAUUAAGGUGAUCUUGAGUCAAACCAGAUUUUACUGGAAACCUCAAUAUUACAAAUAUCACUUCAUGCUACAUUAACUAGACUACGGUAACUUGUAAAAUUGUUCAACCAAGGGCGGGCACAUGUGCUAGACUGGUGAAUUAAGCAAAAGGAUGGAGGAAAAGAAGAACUGCUCAUUUUCCUUUCGCUACCUUUCCCUGCAUGAAGACUGCAGAUAAUUUUUGCAUUCUCCCAUUGCUAGCUUUUCCAGCUCACUUUGCGGGACUUGCUUGACAGGAGGAAAACAGUGCUAAAUUCAUUUGGCCACUGUAAUUUUUUCCAGUUUUCUAUUCUUGUUGAUUUGCAAACUCUCAGUUGACUGAGUUAUGAGUUGUUUGUCCAACAGCGCCUUUGUUCUGGUCUGUGCUUCAGCAAAAACUGGAAAAACCUGUUCACUUUCUCCUUCUUUUUUUUUUUUUUAAUCUUCCUCUCCCAUUGGUAGCUGCAGCUUGUAAUCAUGCAGGCAAGGUGGUGCCUACCUUUCAUGUGGAAAGCUGUCUUACAAAAACUGAGGUUGCGUUUUCCAGAGCUUUUCUAACCUCAUGAAGUUUUUGGUGGAUGCUCCAGGUUCUCCACAAACUGUAUUUAGGUCAUUAUUUUAUUUUUCUUCAAGCAAAGUGUUUGAUUGUGUCUCCAGUCAAGCCUUUUAAAUAAUAAUUUGUACACUCUGGGAGAUCUGCAGGAACCAGUCUUGUAAAAUGUAGCUUUUUGGACACAGAAGAUUGUCUGCUUUACAGCAGUCGCAUAUGGUGUGAUGUUAGCUUCUGUAAGACAGAACAAACACUGAGGAAGCUAGCUAGUGCAAAAAGUGGACAAGUUGAGAAGAAACUUUUCUUUCCAUCUCCUUAGUUUUCUUCUUGCUUGGUGCUGCUAUUGGAACAAGAAUGGGUCAACUAUGUGGACGAUGCAUGCAGCUGCUGCGGGACUUCGUAGCCUUUGUUCAGAGGAUGUCCUCCGAUUUGGUGCACAGUGUCAAGGAAUGCUUGAUUCUGAUAAGCAAAUGCUCCUGCUUAAAACAAAACAGCUCUAAAACCAGACAGCUGUACAAGCCCAUCCUACAGCCUCAUGAGAGGGUGACAGCACAGGAGUUUCUGCAGCACAUUGAAACCGGUUUUGAAAUGUCACCCCUUGGAAAGGACCCCCUGGAGGCCUUGAGGACCUUAGCCUUUUCAGAAAACCCAGGUUUACAGCAGUCAGCUGCCCUCUAUUACCUGCAUAUGAGUCAGCACAUGAACAUCCCCCUGCCUGUGGAGCAUCUGGAACCCUUCUAUGCCUUACUACGGUCUGCUGACCUGGAGGUGCAGCAGAUGUCUUCCUUGUCCCUUGUCAACUUCUUGCUGGAAGGACACAUUGACAAAGAAUUAGUUGUUCAAAUGGGUUUACUUGAGCCAAUUCUGGAUCUACUUGAGUCAGAGGAUCCCACUGUCCAGUGUAAUUCCUGUGCCUGCAUCAUGACUUUGGCUGUUUCAGAGUCCAACCGAGAGGCUAUUGGUGCUGCUCGAGGAGUUACACCCCUACUGUCUCUUGCCAAGUCCUAUGAUCCCAGAGUCCAACAAAAUGCAGUUGGUGCUGUUCUCAACCUCACACAAUCAGAGAAAAUCCAACAGGUCCUAUGCAAGGAAGGAGCCCUACCACUUCUUGCCUUGCUGCUGGAAUCUCCUGACUCAGAAGUGCAGUAUUACAGCUGUGCUGCCCUAAGCAACAUGGCAGCCAACGUUCAGCACCACAAAGCCUUGCUGAGACCCGGUGACAGAUUCCUGCUACGGACACUCAUCUCUCUCCUAUCCUCUUCUGUGGACAAGGUUUCAAGCCAGGCAUGUGUUUGCCUAAGAAAUUUGGCUAUCAGUGCGGACAUCCAGGCCGAGAUGGUUGCUGAGAAUGUCCUGUCCAAGCUGUGCUCUCUCCUGGCAUCUGGCAGUGAGGACGUGCGUCGUGCCUCCAUCGCUCUGCUCUGGAUACUGUCCCAGCACCUGCACAACCAGGACACUCUGGCAUGUGCUGAGCUACUGCAGAGCCUGGGGAUGUUACUGUCGGUGCAUAAAACAGACCCUGUGAUUGUUGGACAUACUGCUUGUAUCAUCAAAAACCUGAGCCUUUCCAAAAACAGACAGAGAAUCAUGGAGAGCCGGUGUAUUGAAGGUCUCCUCCAGACCAUGCUUUCUACCGACACUCAAGAGGACUCCCUUCGUUACGUGACAUCUUGCCUUGCUGAACUUGCAAAGCAAGAAGGAGCCACACUACACAUGGUCCAAUGGAUGGAUGAACAUUUGACAAAGUGCCUGGUGAGACUGGCUGGCCAACUGGAACACACUGAGUCAUCCUUUCAAGCUGCCUCCAUCAUCCAGCACAUGAUAGGUCACGAAAAAAUGAUGCUUUUAUGGAAGCAUCACAUUGGAGAGAUUCAAGCGUAUCUCAAGAAUUUUCUUACCCACCGAGAGAUCCGGUUUCAGCAGCUGGGCAUCUCCACAUUCUGCAGACUACGAAAAGAUCCAGAAUUUUCAUUAGCAUUCAGAAAAAGCCAAAUGGCCAAACUCCUUGAGCAAGUCCGUCAACAAACAGAAGAAACUCAAGAGCUCCUUAAGGCAGCUAUUUGCCAUGAAGACAGUUAAGCCAAAUGGCUUAUGAAAACUUAUCACAUUCAAGAGUCUGAACUUUCAGAGAAAACAACUCUUUUCAUUGAUUCCUGUAGUUAAAAGUUUUCCUGCUACUUGCAGUUUCAUCACACAGAAGAGAGGUUCUGAUAACAAGAACUGGAGCACGUCAAAAACCAAUUCCUUGAACAUUUUGGUUGGCUUCUUAAGUGUGCUUGAGGACAAGACUAUGGUCCUUUCCAAAUGGGGUGUGAAAAACACCCGUUAUGCUUGGUUAAUCCUCCAUGGUUUCUUUUUGGUUUCCUCACCACCACCCCCCUUCAAAAAAAAAAAGCACUGUAUUCAUGAGGUUUUCUUCAUAUAACAGGCCAAUUCCAUCUCAAGUAUGUGGGUUACUCUGCAUUCAUCUUUGUUUCUGUUCCAUGCCCCUUAUUUCAGAGCACACUCCAGGGUCUUUGGAAAAUAACUGAAUUAACCCGCAGCAUAAAAGUAGAAAACUACUAACAGGUUACUACAGAAAGUAAGUGAUGAGGGACAGUUCAGAAAUCGCAAGAAAUUUGUAAGAGACAAGAAUGGGGCAAGCCUUCUGGCUGAUCCUUGUCCAAAUUAUAGACACUACUCUCCAGCAGAGGAGCAAAGGCACAUUUAAGGCAAGUAAAAUGUUGCACAGAGCAUGUAUACAAUACAGUAGCAACCAUGAAUUAUUUGGGUGACGUGUUUGAAUACAGAGAUCUGUGUUCUGCAAAUGUUAAAUUAUUUCCAAAGGUACUUGCAACAGGGAAAAAGUAAAAAUAUUUGGUAAAAUUAGGAAUUGUUCUUGUACUUGGAUGCUGAUACUUCAUUUUAAAAAGAGGUAAAGAACAAAAAAACCUAGUAAUAUGUUUAAAUUCAACUAAUUUUCUUACAUGUAUACAGAAUAUGGGACAACCUCCCCUUCCUUCUCCUCCAGAGAAGAAGCUCUCUCACAAAUUCUUAGCCAAUCAAACCAGUAUUUUUCAGGAAAAAAAAUGUAGCACAGAGCUUUGAAAUUAUGGGGCACUGUUUUUUUAAUAUAGGUUUUAAUUUGUGAGAGAAUAGUAAUCUAAUAAUCAUAAAAAUAAUAACGACAAAAAUAAUAAUCUAUUAGUAAUCCAAUUCCAUCUUUGAUCAAUACACUGGUUUUUGAAUAAAAAAAUCCUCCUGAAGCUUCACGUUGAACUAGCUGGAAUACUGAAAUUCUGGAACCACUUUUAUAAGCAAGCAUCUGCUGCUAGAUAGCAGUUUCUUGUGAAAACAUUUCAGAAGUUUCCUGACCGUCGUGGUGUAACCCCAGCUGGCAGCUCAGCCCUAUGCAGCCACUUGUUCACUCCCCCUAAAAGUGAGAAGACUUGUGGGUUGCCAUAAAGACAGUUUGACAGGGAAAGCAAAAGCCACGCACACAAGCAAAGCUCUGCUUGUGUGUCCACUUCCCAUGGGCCAGGCAGGUGUUCAGCCAUCUCCAGGAAAGCUGAGCUCCCUCAUGUGUAAUGGUUACUUGGGAAGACACACACCAUAACUCCGAAUACCCUCCCUUUCCUCCUCCUUCCCCUCCCUUUAUAUGCUCAGCAUGACACUGUAUGGUUUGGAAUGUCCCUUUGGUCAGCUAGGAUCAGCUGUCCCAGCUGUGUCCGCUCCCAACUUUUUGCGCACCCUCAGCCUCCUUGCUGGUGGGGUGGUGUGAUAGGCUGACUCUGGGCAAGCGCUGCUCAGCAGUAACUAAAACACAUUGUUAUCAACACUACGUUCAGCACAAAUCCAAAACACAGCCCCCCUCUAGCUACUGUGAAGAAAACUAACUCUACCCCAGCCAAAAGCAUCACACUGUAUUUUGAGGUACUCCUGAUCAUGUUAUAACUCUUAUGUGCAUGUAGAGCUUUAGAGCUGCUAUUGGCUACAAACAUGGAAUAAAAGUGAGAGUAAAAAAAACAGUUUAAGAAAAUCAUUUUGUCAAUUAAGAGCUCAAUGUUGCAUUUUAAUGUGGCCCAAAUCUUUAAGCUUAAUUUUGGUGCUUUGGGGAAACAUUUUUGAUAAUGAUACCUUUUAAUAUCUGCAAGUUUUUUCCAACAGUACUCAUUGGGAAACAAACAAACCAACCCACGUAAAACCAAACAAAACAAACUCCACACUCAAAAUCCUCUCUGCAGUGCAGUAAGAGGGCCUGGUAGAGUACAGGGCAGACAGAAACCUCAGAUAAAGCAAUAUGGCAUUUUCAAUAUUCAUGUGUGACAGAAAUUUUGUUUUGAAAUCUCAUAUGAAAAGCCAUGUGCUCAACUUUGGCCAGGUCGACUCAAUGAAACAGAGGACUGACUGAAUGACACAGCUGGGAACAAAAUCCCAAAAUCUCAAAACUUCAGACCACCUAUGUGGGUCACUUUAGAUGAGUUUCCAAAAAGAAAAUUAGUGCAAUAUUAAGUAAUUAUAUCAGAAUCUGUCCUGUAUCUGUAUUCUUGGGUAUUUAAUUGCAAACAUUAUUUCAAAGUCUUAGCAAGAAAAAAAAUAACAAAGUAUUCUUUAUCAGGAAUGAGGAGAUAAAAGAUGUGAAACAAGCAAAGCUAAUAGUGAACAACCCACCAGUCGUGAUGUUCUGAACUACACUCAUUUAUGUUGUGCUGUUAAGAUGUGAGCAAGGAGCUGAGUCUUUCCAAAGCACAUAGCUCACUGAUGUGAAAGGUUACUACUCUGUACCUUCAGUACAGCUGUCUGCAACUUCUACAGUUGCUAGUUCUACCUCACUGAGUAGUUCAGUUUUGCCUCUGAUAGUAGACAACAAAAUCAGUGGCAAUAGAAGGGAAAGGAGCUGGCCUUCACUCAAUACUAUAUUUUAUUGUCAAGAACAACACUCAACAGAAGAGAAACUAUUUUCCCCUUCAUUUUAAGAAAGAGAAUUAACCAAAAGACUUAAAAAUUCAAAAUUCAAUCUUUUUUUUUUUUUUUAAACUGAUACACCUAAUUCUACUUGCAAUUUCUCAGUCUUUGUUUUGUUGUCAGGCCCUUGAAACAGAGGAAAUUCUCUCUCAUUUGAAGCAAACCUGGACUGAAUGUAGUGAUAAAUUGUUAAAAAAAAAUCAAACCAAAAAAAGCAAAGUACAGAUGAGAAAUGAAGCAGGGCCUUAAUCUGUGCUGCAAACAGUGAAGCAAGUGUUCUGAAGUCUCACAAAAAACAGAUCAGCAAAAUAUAGACCCAAGCCAAAAUAGCUCAAGAUCAACAUAAUUUAAACCUGAGCCUAAAUGAAUCCCCAGACUUAAAACUGAAGCCAAAUCUUACUGGCUGUUUUUUGUUCAGUUUGUAGCUGCAAGUGACUUUGUACUGAUUUUCUAUUUAAAAAUGAGAUGAAACCUGAAUCAAGUUUUAAGCAGACCAGGAGUAGUGAGAAGAGUUUUCCACCAGAGAUUGACUCCUGCUUCAGCUAUGCAAGAAAAUGAAAAUAUAAGUAGAAAUAAAUAUUUCAAACAAGUUUUAUUUGGUACUUACAUGCUAUAUAUAGUUUUAAAGAAAAACUACAUAUUUUGGACACUUCAAAAUAUUGUGGCUAUGUACAUGGAAAACUAAAGAAAGCAAGAAAGGAACCCAAUUCAUUUUACUGUGUCACAAGUUACUAUUGAAAGCAUUCUGACUGAAUGGCUGUUUUUUUCCCUUCCAUAUAGAUUCUGGCAGAUGAAGUCUCUUUCAUUUUAUUUCCAUUGCUUUUAUCCCAUCUCCUCUAUAAGAUGAACACUUGGCAGCAGCAGAAGUUUCUUCAAAAAUUCUUCAGCUUUUGUCUCAGAGGAUUUCUUCUGCUAGCAUAGACUUUCUGCACAGCUUCCUAGAGGCCUCGCUCAGUGCUCACUAAAGGCAAGUACAGGAAUCUUAAUGAUACAUUCUCUCUUAGCAUGAGCUGAAACCCCGUGAACCUCCAUUUCCCUUGCCAAGGAUCUUCUCACUGACUUCAGAGAGCAAUGCCUCAAGCCCUCCUUGAUGCUUCAAACUCAAAUGCCUAGAGUGAGCUCUGCCUGCAACAGCAUUGUUUAGGAAAGCACAAAAACGUGCAAAAUUUUACAGUUCUGCACAACACAACCGAAAGUGAGGGAUGGAACAAUGACAGCAGAAAUCACCAUCAAACUAAAGAGAAAGCAACUUGCAUUGCUCCUCUUAUCACUCAAACUGCACUGCUUUAUAAAAACCACACACUGCAUAAAAAGCACAAUGACCAUUUUCCAUUUGCUCUGAAACGAGCAAAACCAAAAAAUCCCAAACCUGCAUCAUCCAAAAUCAAAUAUUUCAGGUUUCACACAGUCUUCAGUAGUUUGAUAAGGCAAAGGAAAAGUCUUCCAUCAUUGGGAACAGCAGCAACUUACAGGACUCAGAAUAAGGUAUUUCCUUGUGUGUGUGUGCACACGUUUGUGUGCAUAUGCAUACACAUCUUUUAUAGGUUUGUGAACAUGGACGUAACCAAAAAAAAAAUCAAGUUUGCAGUAUCUUUUUACCACAUUUGUCUAAUUUAUUCAAUUAAAUGAUUUAUUUCUGUACUGAGCAAAAUUCAUAAAUACAUAAUCUAGAAGAACAAUAGGUUUUCCUCUUGUCCAUGAAAAAAUAACGCUUUCAAAUUUUCACAUUUUAAAAUCUGUCUUGUUUUGUGUUUUUAGAGAAAAUGUGAGAAGAUCAUAGUGACGUCUCAAUUUACAGAAUGUCUCUGUAGGGAUUUCAUUUAAAAGAACCUGAUACAGAAGCCUAUAGUUUGCCUCCAUAAUUAGAGUUCUCUGCAAUAACAUUUAAACCAACAGGUUUAAAUAAAACACCCCAUUAGCUCUACUUGUAGAGCAACGAGGCAUUUAUUUUUCAAGUAUUAGAACCACAAAGUGUAAAAGAUUCUUUGCCAAUUUUAUAAUUAUGCCUUUUAAACCAACACUCACCUUUUUUAAAAAAGCAAAAAAGAAUCAGUCCCACCACCCAAAUCAGCCCAUUACUUUCAGAUUCCAGUGUCUGGUGUCUUAAGGAAUGCAGAAAUAUCCAUUUACUAACAAAAAAAAGCUCGUUGGAAAUAGCCAUAUUAAGUAACGCACGUGAAGCAUGAUUUUUCUAGUGAUGAAAGCUAUUAGAAAGGUGAUCCAAGUCUAUUCCCCUCUUUUCUUCUGCUGGUUUUACUAAAGUCCUUCCAAAAAAGAUAUUCAAGAAAUCUUUAAAAAACUGGAGAGAAAAAAUAAAACACUCCUUCAUAGCAUGGAAAAAACUCCACUGACUGCAGAGACGCUCAUAUCACCUUUGGUUCUUCAGAAGAAACAAUCAGAUCACUUCUACAACAGAAAGUAACAAAAAUGACAGGUCAGAGUGGCAAAGCUUACUUCAAAAUGUUACAUGCUUAUGCAAUUAAGGAUUUUCCUUACAUUUUCUGGCCACAGAAAAAUAAAGGAGUAUCCAAUUUAA
Molecule: messenger RNA, 12229 nt
Organism: Pseudopipra pipra
Lineage: Eukaryota; Metazoa; Chordata; Aves; Passeriformes; Pipridae
Exons: 14
Coding region: 5104-6828 (574 amino acids)
Biological process (GO): nucleus-vacuole junction assembly
Molecular function (GO): protein binding; protein-membrane adaptor activity
Source: RefSeq, a predicted model, not a curated record